Molecule: messenger RNA, 1794 nt
Organism: Sinocyclocheilus anshuiensis
Lineage: Eukaryota; Metazoa; Chordata; Actinopteri; Cypriniformes; Cyprinidae
Product: popeye domain-containing protein 3-like
Exons: 4
Coding region: 24-1136 (370 amino acids)
Biological process (GO): skeletal muscle tissue development; striated muscle cell differentiation; heart development
Cellular component (GO): sarcolemma
Molecular function (GO): cAMP binding
Source: RefSeq, a predicted model, not a curated record
UUGAAGACAACAGAGCCAAAAACAUGAAUAGUGGCGACUCUAUCUUGAUUGACUCUAUAAUUUACAAUCACACACUCUGCAAUGGAUGGACCAACAGCACCGAAGGUGCCAUGUACCAUCUGGGUAACACCAUUCUUUUUUUGGGCUAUAUGGGUGGUAGUGGAGCAUAUGGGGCUCUGUACAUCUUCAGCUUUUUGGCUCCUGCUUUCCUCUGUCUGACACUGUGGGGCUGGUUGACAGUGUGUGGCCUUGAUGUCUUCCUCUGGAAUUUGCUGCUGAUGCUGCAGUGUUUGGCCCAGGUGUGUCAUCUGAUUUUUCGGCUGAUGCAGGACGGUUUAGCUAACGAGGAGCUUUCUGCGCUUUACACAGCGGUCUAUCUGCCUCUGGAUGUACCUGUGCAGGUGUUCAAGGUGAUCACAGCUGCCAGUGAGAGCAAAGUGCUCUCUCUAGCGGCUGAGGAGACGUAUGCUGUCGAGGGGAAGACACCCAUUGAUCAGUUGUCUUUUCUUCUUUCUGGCAGGAUUAGAGUGUCCUUAGAAGGUCAGUUUCUCCAUUAUAUCUUCCCUCACCAGUUUCUUGAUUCUCCAGAAUGGGAGUCUCUAAGACCAACAGAGGAAGGGAACUUCCAGGUGACACUAACCGCAGAGACGGACUGCCAUUACAUCUCUUGGCGCAGACGUCGGCUUUACCUUCUGCUGUCUAAGGAUUGUUACAUUGCCCGACUUUUCUCAGUCAUGCUCGGAAGUGACAUUGCUGACAAACUGUACUCGCUCAAUGACAAGCUGUUUGCCAAGAGUGGUGUGCGUCUUGAUAUCCGUCUGCCCAGUCUCUACCAUGUCCUUGCCCCUUUGCCACAGGGCAAUGAGGGUGGAAGUGCUAGUUCACCGCCCAGGGGGAGCCAAGGAGAUGCUACAGUCGUGACGGGUGAUCCAGAACCAUCUAACCAGGGCUCAGAUGCAAGAAACAUCCAUCCGGACCAGGGAAAGACCCCUGUGCCCAAAUCUCCACACCAGCUCUGGCCCUCAGACACAGAGAUGCCCUCUGGCGAGGAUUCAACCAGCUUGGUUCUGGAGGACUUUGCUGAUAUGACAGGCUCUCUAAUGGACUAUGGGAGUGAGAUAGAUUAUUUGAAGUAAAUGUUGGGGUGUUGACGCUAACACACUGGGACACUUCUUAAAUCACAAUAGGAUGAUACUCCAGGAAGACUUCGAUUCCAAAGAGGAUGUGUCCCACUGGCCCCUACUGACACCCCAAAGCUGUAGGAAUGGUUUCAGCAGUAUAAAGACCAUAACAUCUGAACGAUUACUCCACUAAAUCACCAUCCAAUCUGUUUCCCCUCAUACAAAUGAAGACAACAUUAACACCAAACAGUAAAAGAUUCAUUAAAUGUCCUUUUGUUUAGGACAGUGACAGGACAAAACAAGAGCAAACCUCCCAAAACAGGUACUGUAUUACAUAUGAUUCUACAUUGCUGUGAUUUCAAAAUGCUUUAUUUUUAUUUGUACUGGCAUGUGCUUAGUAGUUAAAUAUGUUUGGAAUAAUUGAGACAGGAUGUUUAAGGUAAAAGCAACAAAUUAGAUUUUCAAACAUAAAUGAAUUUUAACAGCAUUUCAGAGUUAUACUAUGUAGAUAAUGAGAUUAAUCACAAAAGUGUUUGCUUUAUAAUAUAACAGGAAGUUAGUAAAUGCUUCAGCAACAUCUUCUGUAUACUGACCAUAUUGUGAAAAUAUUUUCAUGGGGCCAAUUGUUAAGUGGUGGGUUCAAAAUGUAAUUCUUAAGAUUUCAAAGCAGAGA